AAGGCUGAAAUGAGGGAGCCAAGGAAGGUCUGUGGAGUAUUCUAUGAAAAGAGAGUGGGCGGCCUCUCUUUCUGUACGUCUGGCUGUUCUUAAGCAGGCGAUGUUGUCAGGCUCCUUUCUCGCUGUCAGAAACGUGACGCCAGUGGUUCAAUCUUAAACCAUAACAAACAUGGUAUGGUGGAAACAUGGAGCACUAAUUCCCAUGACAGUUGUUCUUUGCUCUUGGAAUGUGUGCCAAAUCGACGCCAAGAGUCUCCACUCCCUCUCCAUUCCGUCCCGGCCAUCGAUCAAUAAAGAAAUCCUGGGUGUUCCAAAAAGUAAUGCUCAGCGUUUGGAACAGCUGGCAGCUCAAAGUCAACAAGUGACGAGAGCUCAAAACAAGACCGAUAAGUCUUCUUUAAACCUCGAUAAUGUGAGACAGCCUUCUUCUCCAGGUCUAUCAGUGGUCACACAAUCGGUUCUGACCUUCCUGACCGUGUUCACGCUUGGGUGUGCCAUCCUUUUGGGAGUGUCAGCAUGGAAACGCAUCUCAGACUCUUCCUUUAGGAUUCCUCUGCCGUAUCAGUACUCUGCCUUAAGUCAAUUCGAUCAGGACCCCGAUCACGAUAUCAACGAACUCGAGGACAAUCUCCACAUGCUGGUCGAAGACUCUUCCAGUGAGGGCGAUGAUGUCCAUGACCGAAACGGGGACGACGAUGACGAUGAAGUCUUCCAAUCUGCCACCAGCCUGGGUAUCAAACCAGUCGGGGCCCCGAAAUUACGCCUUGGACAAUCAGACAGCUCCAAUGAGAACGAGCCCGCUACUUUGGCAUUGAGUGAAAAUAUGGAAUCUCAGGCGUCGAGGGAUGCGGCAACCACGAAUGGUCGACCAACCAGCGUGUCGAGCCUUCUGGACGAGUCCGACGAUGAGAUCCCUCCGGUACCGGCUCUCAUUAAAUAGGGAGACGUACCAUCUUCCUCCCAACUGCGUCAGACAACCUCUCACCUCAUAUCCGUAGUAUAUAGUGUUUGUGAACACUGUACAAAUCAGCUCUACGUAGGAAUGUUCUUCUCGUUCAAUCACUCUGCUGUGUCUCACUGUAAACCGCAUAACUGUCAAUGAAAUGUCAGUCAAAAUCAGAGGAAUAAAUAUGAGUUUAUACCGGAUUGCUCCU
This is a messenger RNA of Tigriopus californicus, 1154 nucleotides long. RefSeq lists its product as uncharacterized. Lineage: Eukaryota; Metazoa; Arthropoda; Copepoda; Harpacticoida; Harpacticidae. The record is from RefSeq and is a predicted model, not a curated record. The coding region runs from base 170 to 940 and encodes 256 amino acids. The transcript has 4 exons.